Molecule: messenger RNA, 2961 nt
Organism: Mytilus californianus (California mussel)
Lineage: Eukaryota; Metazoa; Mollusca; Bivalvia; Mytilida; Mytilidae
Product: LDL receptor repeat-containing protein egg-1-like
Exons: 16
Coding region: 4-2298 (764 amino acids)
Biological process (GO): proteolysis
Cellular component (GO): plasma membrane
Molecular function (GO): serine-type endopeptidase activity; protein binding; carbohydrate binding
Source: RefSeq, a predicted model, not a curated record
ACGAUGCGAAUUCUACAUUUGGGAUUUUUUUCAGUUCUUAUUUUAAGCCAAUUAGAAUUUUUGACAGCAAAAACUCGCACCAUUUGCAAGACCAAUCGAAUUGUUUGCAAAAAGGAAAGAAUUAUAAAAGUUACAGAGGCAACCUUUGGUCGGUUUGGAAGGAAAAGGCGCAAAAAAAAGAUAACUUGUGGAACUAAAAACAAUUUUCUUAGUGAAGUUAAAGAACUUUGUGAUGAGAAUACAUCGUGUUUAUUAGACACAUCUGUCCCCGUAUUUAAAAAACCAUGCCCUGGAUCAGCUGUGUGUUUACGUGUUACAUGGAGAUGCAAAAAGAAACAAGGAGCAAUUCGCCCUGUAAUAAUAUGUCAAGGCGAAGAAAGAAAGAUACAGUGCAAAGAAAGUACUAUUAUAAUAAUAAAUUCAGCAACUUUCGGUAGGAGAACCUUAACCACAUGCCCACGAUUUGGCAUAUGGAAACAAUUCUGUGGUAAACAAAACAAUGUGCUUAAAAAGGUUAAGAUGCAAUGUGAUGGAACAAAUUUUUGUUCUUUGAGGGCAUCGACUAAGGACUAUGCUCAUCCAUGCCAAGGCAUCCCUGUUUAUUUGAAUAUUCGAUACACCUGCAUCAGUGAUUGCAUUGGCGAUACUUUCAAAUGUACGAAGAGGAGUAAAAAGUGUUUACCAACUUCUAAGAGGUGUGAUGGUAAAAGAGACUGUCAAAAUGGUAGUGAUGAACGAAAAUGUGAAUGCAAAUCCAACCAAUUUGAAUGUGCUGCCAGUAAGAAGUGUAUAUCUAAGUAUUUACGCUGCAAUCAGAUACCAGAUUGUCCUGAUGAAAGUGAUGAGAAAAACUGUGAAUGCCGAGCAGACGAGUUCCGUUGCAAAACCAGCACACUUUGCAUACCCGAAUCACAAAAGUGUAAUGGAAAAAAUGAUUGUGCAGAUGGUAGCGAUGAGAUUAACUGUGAUUGCAGAUCCAAUGAGUUUCAAUGCGAAACGAGUAAAAGAUGCAUAUUAGAAACGUUAAAGUGUGAUCGGCAACAAAACUGUGAUGAUGGAAGUGAUGAAAAAAAUUGUGAAUGCCGAUCAGACGAGUUCCGUUGCAAAACCAGCACACUUUGCAUACCCGAAUCACAAAAGUGUAAUGGAAAAAAUGAUUGUGCAGAUGGUAGCGAUGAGAUUAACUGUGGUUGCAGGUCCAAUGAGUUUCAAUGCGAAACGAGUAAAAGAUGCAUAUCAGAAACGUUAAAGUGUGAUCGGCAACAAAACUGUAAUGAUGGAAGUGAUGAAAAAAAUUGUGGUUGUGCAUCCAAUGAGUUUCAAUGCAAAACCAGUAGAAAAUGUAUACCUGCAACGUUAGAGUGUAAUCGUAAACUAGACUGUCAGGAUGAAAGUGAUGAACAAAAUUGCAAUUGUGAGGUAGACGAGUUCCGUUGUACGACCAGUACAAAAUGCAUACCGCUAACACUGAAAUGUAACGAUAGAAGAGAUUGUACAGAUGGAAGCGACGAAAAAAAUUGCCCGGAAGUGCAAUGUGGUGUUUCACACGUUGUUCCACAAUUAUCAAAUUGUCGACUAAGAAUAGUUGGUGGAUGCAAAGCUAAACCUCAUAGUUGGCCUUGGGCAGUACAGUUACUCUUAAGAUACGACAAAAAUAGCAACUUCACUCAUGAAUGUGGUGGGGCUAUACUUAAUUCAAGAUUCGUGAUAACUGCUACCCACUGCUUUUUGAGUGAAAAUGACAUAAAACAAUGGCAAAUAAGAGCAGGAAGUCAUUAUAAAGGCAGAUCAGAAAGUAGUAAUCAAAUACGGUUGAUUAAAAAGAAAACUCCUUUAUUUAACCCAACGACAAACAUUCUAGAUCGAGAUAUAACAAUUCUAGAAAUUAAUACUCCAUUUGUCUUCAAUACACAUGUCCGUCCAGUGUGUUUACCAGAACGACAUCCAAGAAAGGGAGACAAAUGUGCCGUUGUUGGAUGGGGCACAACGAAGGGGACUGGUCAUGAUGACAUUCUGAAACAGACCCCGAUGCCAAUAGAAGACACUCAAACCUGUAAUAACACAUCAAACUUGAAAGGAGAUAUAACAGACUAUAUGUUUUGUGGAGGUUUCAAAGAAGGCAAAAAUGAUGCCUGUCAGGGAGACAGUGGUGGUCCAUUAAUGUGUCUAGAUGGUGAUAAGUAUAGACUUCAGGGUAUUGUUUCUUGGGGCAUUGACUGUGCAAAACCAAAUCUUCCUGGUGUAUAUGCAGAUGUGUUCAAAGUUCUAGCGUGGAUUAAGACAGUUAUAGGGAUGUAGUGAAUAAAUUUGUAUAACAUUUACUUUAUGGCAUUAAAAUGACACAUAUACAUUUGUAACUGGAAACCUAUAGUGAAUUGGCUUAGUAAAAAAAAACCUAGUUUUAUCAGACAUUUAUUUAUGUUAUGAAAACAUAUGAAGUCGUUUUUGUUCAAAACUUUAUAUCUCAAUGUCCACAUGUUCGUAUUGAUAUCGUUAACAUAAUGGCUAAAACGUUAUUUUAAUUCUCGAAUUUUCAAUAAUUCUCUUGUCAUUCGAUAUGCAGUUGAAACACUAUCGUUAAAUGUCGAAAAAUACUUGUCUUAAGUCGAUAGUUUAAAGAGUUUGUCUGACUACAUGUAAUGUACUGUUUUCGGUUUAAAUUUGAAGUCAGAAGGCAACACUGAAUAAGUUUAUAUAAAACAACAUAUGAUAGCUGAAAUAUAAUGAGUUCUUGUAGAAAAAUAAAAUCUACAAUAUGGUGUCAUCAUCCACACUCGUUUGUUACAUGUACCAAUCCAUUCUAUUUAAUUAUUGAAGAUCUAUUUUAAUUAGUUCUUAAAAAAUAAAAACAACACUUUAUAGAUUUAUUGUGUCAGAAGCGCUUUUCUGGAUAUACCUUCAUUUGGAACGCUCAAAGCCGAAUAGUUGAAAGCCAAACAUGUAUAAGGACCGAAACAGUCG